Molecule: messenger RNA, 2800 nt
Organism: Ceratina calcarata
Lineage: Eukaryota; Metazoa; Arthropoda; Insecta; Hymenoptera; Apidae
Product: solute carrier family 2, facilitated glucose transporter member 10
Exons: 6
Coding region: 204-1958 (584 amino acids)
Biological process (GO): D-glucose transmembrane transport
Cellular component (GO): membrane
Molecular function (GO): D-glucose transmembrane transporter activity
Source: RefSeq, a predicted model, not a curated record
UCUUAUCCUCGGCUUGGUCGCUGACCUGGUUGCUGCCGCUCCGACGGUGGUGCUGCUUAGUGCGUUGGACUAGACGUGCUCGUGAGCAUGUGAUUCUUCUAAUGUAACAUUUCUACGUACGUACGGACGUCGUCGCCGUCGCCGCCGUCGUCGUCGUCGUCGUCGUCGUCGUCGUAUCGUGGUGGCACGGUUGAAAGAUAGAAAUGUCGGACGAGGAGGACACAGCGAUACUGCUGAACAAUGCAAACAAGACGUUCGAGAAUGCGUCUACGAAGAAGAUCGUCGGUCCGGAGGACUGCCAAUACAUACCAGCGAAAAAUUUGAGGAAACCGGUCCCCAAGCAAAACGAUAAUUUGACACCGUUGACGACGGGAAAUAAAAGUAUCUUCGUUUCUACUGUAGCGAUUCUAGCAGGUAUCGCUUUCGGAUGCGAUAUGAGCAUCGCGAAACCCAUAGCUCCGCUGAUCAAACACGAGUUCAACUUGAAUUGUUUCGAGAGAGACUUCGUCAUAAGCAUCUGGUUCGUCGGAGCUCUUCUCGGUGGUUUGAGCGGUGGGUUUCUGAUCGACUCGUUCGGCAGACGUUGGACGAUGAUAUCGACGCUGAUAUUCUUGACGUUCGGUGCCAUGCUGUCGGCUCUGGCGAAUCAUUACAUUCUGCUGCUGGUCGCUCGAAUAAUUUGCGGAUACUCUGGAUCGGUUUCCGCGGUGGCGCACUGCAUAUACAUGGCCGAAGUAUCUGAAUCGAGCAAACGAGGAUACAACGUGACGUUGUAUCAAUUGGGCACUGCGACCGGAUUUUUGGUAUCGGUGAUCGCUGCCGCCGUGAAGAGCAUAGACUAUCAGUGGCGAUUUUCGAUCGGUAUAACGGCCGUGCCCGCCUUGGCCGCUUGUAUCGUCACUAUCAUCUUCCUCCAACGGUCACCGCCGUUUUUACUCUACAAACGAAUGGCGAACGUCUCGAAGGCGUCGUCGAAAAAGGCCUGGUACACGGUAUUCGAGACUCUAACGAUCAUGGCUUUUUUGCUGAUACUGCAACAAGGCACCGGUAAACGCCAAGUUUUGCAUUACGCUCCACGAUUGUUCGCAUUACUCGGCAUUUGUUCCAACGUCGCCGAAGUGACGGCUUUGAUAUCGCUCGGCAUCGUAAAGGUGUUCAGCACGAUGCUGUCUCUAGUGAUAGUGGAGAGAUGUGGACGUCGAACGGCACUGAUCACGUCCGCGACCAUCUGCAUGACUACGAUCUCGCUGCUCUCUCUGCUCGCUACCAUAGACAGAGGCGAGGACAAUUUGGAAGUCGUAAAUAAUUAUUGCAAAAAUCAGCUGAACGAAGUCGUGAAAGUUCGCGGUGGCGGGGCCGGUGGCGGCGGCGGCGGCGGCUUACCUACUGGGUCGCCGCCGCCGUUUCCCUUGCUGCCGACACCUCUGGCCGUGAUCGCGCCUAGCCCAGAGACGUGGACGCAGGUGAAAGCAUCUUGCGAGACGCAGAACAUUGCCGUGUCCGAAGGUCUUACGGGUGGUCUGCGUAUCUUGGCGGUGAUAACGUUGCUCGUGUACGAGGCGGCGUACGCUCUGGGUUUAGGACCGGUGCCACUACUGAAUCUCACGGAAGUCUUCCCCGCGGCGGUACGAGGAAAAUGUUUCAGCUUUGCUACGAUCGUCAUAUGGAUCACGCAUAUCGCCGCGACGGAAUCCGUCAGUGCCAUGGCCAAGUCGCUCACGUUGGCCGGAUCGUACUUGUUUUACAGUUUCAUGUGUCUGGUAACGAUAUUUUACGUUUUCUUGUUUAUUCCCGAGACGAGAGGUAAGUCUCUGCAUCAGGUUGCUCAGGAGUUACGGAAAAACACCCUCGGCAGCCGCGUAUGCAACAAUUUGCGUAGUCUACCGCUCAUAUGUCACGUCCAAUGGAUAAAGAGGUGCAACGGGAAUACGAAUAACGGAGAGAGUACUCUGAUUUAAACUCCUUCUCCCGUCCGAUCCGUAGAGACCGUCCGUCGUCUCGAGUUUAGUUUCGCAUUCCCGUCGCGACUUCAAAUUUUAAUCUGUCGUUCGUAUCGCGCGACUGAUAUUCGAUCGUUUCAACGAACGUGUAGCUAUGUACACGCGCGCAGCCAGAGAGAUCGAACAAUAUUUGUCAUCGCGUGCAGCGAGCGCGUCGUAUAAGUAUCGUGGUACGCUCAUACUACGACGCCCGUACUUUACCAAAUUUUCUCAACUGCCAUUUUUUUACCCGACUUUUUUUUAACGACGCCGACGUCGUUUUCGAUGGGAAAGACUGACUAGUUUCUUAAUUUCAUCGCCCAACUCUCUUUUGAACUUGCUCGACCGUUUUCUCGUUCGUUCGGUCCGUGCGUGAUGUAAGAUUACUUUGCUAAAUGUGUACCGCGAGCACAGGUGAGAGGACAGGCGACACGACGGAGGAGUACAAACAGCUCUGCGAACAGAUGUGUAAUUUCAAUUUUGAACACCGCCGACGUACCUUAGGGAAUAGUGUACGUUUUAUAACGUACAAAAUUGUGGUCCGUUAACUCACGUUGACGCGUACCACGCGUUAGAUACAAGUUUAUAUAAAACGAUACAUACAACACGUUUCAGGAUAGAUUUACGAGUUUUUAAUAAGCUUCUUCCUUUCCGAAAGAAUCUUCUUAUCGCGACGUAACAUUGGUGUGUAUGAAAAUAAUUUUCGUACGUAUAAUUAUCGCAGAUUUACAGUAUCGUAAGAUGUAAUUUUUACUUGGCACUUGGCAACGAUCAGAUAGACAGUUGGUCCACGUACUUAAUAAAAUGGAUAGAAGACACGA